This is a messenger RNA of Cynoglossus semilaevis (tongue sole), 1900 nucleotides long. RefSeq names its product transmembrane protein 82-like. NCBI's taxonomy places the organism in Eukaryota, Metazoa, Chordata, Actinopteri, Pleuronectiformes, Cynoglossidae. Bases 279 to 1229 code for a protein of 316 amino acids. The record is from RefSeq and is a predicted model, not a curated record. The transcript has 6 exons.
GACCCCCCCCCCCAGGAGUCUUUUUUAUCAGGACAUACUGACCCUCACUCAGCAGCCAAUCAGACUGACCUUUGGACCACAGUGACCAACAGAAAGAAUAGAUUGAGAAAAUGAAAUCUUUCCUGAAUGAUAACCAUUAGCAGUUCAGCACCAACCGUCGUCGUCGUCUUCUUCUUCUUCUUCUUCAUGACUGAACAGUUUCUCUGACCGCGGUCAGACUAACUCUGACCACAGUAAGUGUGACAUCAUCACCAUCUUGUGUGUCUGUCAUAAAAACAAUGCUUUUUCUUCUGACCUGGGUCAUGGGAUCCUCAGACUCGAACCCUGUCGACUGCAUUCUUCGAGGGGUCGUGGGUGCGUGUGCAGUGUCAGUGCUGUGCAGUUUGAUGAGAGUUUACUUUAUUGUUCAAUCAGGCAGUCCUCAGGGCAGCAGAUGGAGAACAGAGGUCCAGUUCUGGGCCCUGACCCUCAUCUUGUCUGUGGUGGGCUCCAGGGUGUCGUCUCUGCUGGUGCUGGAGUUUUCUCUCAGAGCUGCUUCUGCGUGGACUGUUUCAGGCCUGGGUGCGUCCAGCAGAGGGCUCCAACUCCUCCUCAUCCAGUGCCAGUUCUCCUUGGGCUGCUGCUUCACCUGUCUUCUGGCUUUCCUCCAUCAGGGGGCUCCACACAGCACCCUCAGCCUGUCAUUGGCCGCGGCUCUCAGCUGGGCUCUGGCAGGUUCCGUCCACGGACUGUGGAGUCACGCGGCGAAACUGUACCCACUGCACAGCACGCAGCGUUACUGUGGGAAGUGCAUGACCCUGCUGACCUCAGGACACUCCGUACUGGCCUCACUGCAGACCGCGCUCGUCUUGGCCUUCGCUGUUGCCAAUGUGGCUUCUUUAGCCACAGUUUAUGACCACUUUCUGUCCGAGAAGGAUGCACUCAGGUUUUGGACUCCGCUCACUCUCUGCUACGCCAUGCUGGUGGUCUGCAUUCAAGAUAAUCAGAACCGUCAGACUCCGGCUGAGGCCCUGGUCCACACUGCUGUCCUGAGACUGGGGGCCGUCUUCGUCCUCAUGCUGACGGUGGGAGACUGGUCUGACGUCACACACGUCCUCAUCUGCUUCCUGGGAGAAGCUGCCUGUCUGCUGCCCUCUGGUGACCUUUUAGAUCUCUUACUCAAGGAAGAAGAAGAAGAAACAACUCUGGAAAAAUGUUGUCACAAACAAAGUAAAGUCAAAGACAGUUGAUGAUGUCACUGAAGUCCGUCCGUCGUCUACCUCCAUGAACCCACUGAUGUGUUAAUAAAAAGAAGAUCGUGGAUUUUUACUCACAGUGUGAACUGACUGUUUCUGAAUCCUGAAAGGGAAAUUAUUUUUGAAACUUUACUGUGCAAAAAAAAAGAUGCCUUGCUAAUGAGCGGAGCAGAGCCAGAGUUUGUGUUGGUGCGGGGCUGUAAGAAUCUUGAAGAGGAGACCCAGACCUCUGUGUCCACAGACCUUCCAGAAUGUUCUGAAGAUCCAUCCAAAUCUGGUUCUGUGUCCAGAUCAGGUGGUUCAGUUUUGGGUUGAAGGUUCAAAUCCAUCCUGACUACAUUUUUUUUUUCUCCUUGCAGACCAUGUUAAUGGAAACCAACAGUCCUCGUCCUCCUGUCUCGUUUACUUCCUGUAUGUUUCCCCCCUUUUUCAUGUCUGUCCAUUGAUUGGCUGAACAUUAACCAACAGUCAGGAUUUUAAAAAAAUAAUAAUUACAGAAUGGAAUGAAAACAUUUGGAAGAAAAAAAGUGGAAGAAGUUUCAAAAGAGGUUCAGUGGGUUUGAUGAGUGGGCGGAGCCUGGAGGUCUGAGGAUUGUGUCAUCAGUGAGCAUGCCCCCUUCUGCAGCUGUGACAUCACUUCAGCAUUCCUUAGCACAGACCAGGAA